Molecule: messenger RNA, 627 nt
Organism: Carassius auratus (goldfish)
Lineage: Eukaryota; Metazoa; Chordata; Actinopteri; Cypriniformes; Cyprinidae
Product: interferon-induced protein 44-like
Exons: 5
Coding region: 1-627 (208 amino acids)
Biological process (GO): immune response
Source: RefSeq, a predicted model, not a curated record
AUGCCUGUUAUGACCAUGCUAAGAACAUACCGCAUCAGAAGUGCAGAUGCAGAUUUGCCUUUUGAAAUCUGUGAAAUAAAAGGUUUAGAACCUGACAAAAAAUCUGAGAGUCAAAUAUAUAACAUUGUCAACACCAUAUAUGGACAUGUGAAGGAGGGAUAUAAAUUCGAGGAUAAACCUAUCACUAGCGACGAUGAGCAUUACAAUCAAAACCCUUCACUGUCUGAUCAAGCCUUCUGCGUAGUUUACGUCAUAGAUGCAAAUACAAUCCAUCUCUCUGCAGAUUAUACGAUAAUCACAGAGAAACUGAGGCUCAUUCGACAGACCAUCAGUGAUAACGGGAUUCCUCAAGUGAUUGUCAUGUCUAAAGUGGAUGAAGCAUGUUAUCUCAUCAAAAAGGAUCUAAAGAUGGUCUACAGAAGCAGGAUCAUCAAAGAGAGGAUGGAGUUGUGCAGUGCCACAGUCGGUGUUCCAGUGAGCAACAUCUUCCCAGUGAAGAACUAUCAUAAUGAGAUUAACACAAACGAUGUUGUUGAUGUCUUGAUUCUCAAGGCAUUUUAUCAGAUUGUGCGUUCUGCUGAUGCAAGACUGAAACAUGGUGCUUACAACGAAUGUACACAACAAUAA